UGGGGAGCGGUCGGUGUGCGGUCUCCUCAAGGCCAGCCAGGGCUGCGUUUGCCUUCUGUGGGUGGCCGUUAUACCUUGAGGGGGCGGGUUGUCUUUUCUAGGGGUGACAGUGCUGGGAAGGGCCUUUUCUCACAGAGGUGCUGAGUGCAGUUCCACGCUGGGAUCGGGGAGGUUUGGGGAGGCUCAGCUGAGGGGAGUUCAGUUCCACUAAUGGUCCAGGAGCAAGCUCCUUCUUAGAAAAGGCAUUUUCCUUAUCUGCAGGUGCGGGUACAUUUCAUUCUUGGAGAUGGUGGGGAAGGCUUGAGUCAGGUACAUGGUGCUGAGUGGUUAAAGGCUUAAUGAGAAGGUGGCUCAACAGAAUAGUUGGAGAGGAGUUGCUCCCUCCAAUGCCUCCUUAAAUUGUCCAAGCCUGGUGGUGGUUUUGAAAGGGGAGGGUUGAGUUUUGGCUGGAGGUGCCUUAAAUGUGGAGAGCUGCUGUUUAGGGUUCUUUGGAAAGGUGUUGGUUGGCCCUUCAGAGCACUGCUUUCAAAGGCUUGGGUUUCACCUAAAUAGGCCUACAAUAUUCUAUUCACCACAUACUGCAAGCUUGGGGGAGUUCUGUGCUGGUGUGACAAGGAAGAUGCCAGUACUGGGGUUUAUUAGAUGAAUUCCCCUGCCCCGUUUCAUUAAAAUUACGACAUUUGUUUGAACCGACCCAGGUUAAUUGUGCAGGAAGUGUUUGUGGGGUUGGGUACUGACUUGCGAAAGCUGAAUAGCUGCAGCCUGGGCUUGCCCACACUUGUGAGCGGUGGUCGUACAUGUGUUAAUGCAGAUGUUUUAUUAACAGACAGAAGAGUAUCUGCAAAAUGGCAACUGCUCAGAAACAAAGGAAUUGUGUGAGUGCAGUUGUUUUUCCUAACAAAAUAUCUACUGAACAGCAAUCCCUGAUGCUAGUGAAGAGGCUCCUGGCAGUAGCUGUGUCCUGCAUUACAUACCUGAGAGGCAUCUUUCCUGAAAGUGCCUAUGGAACAAGAUACAUGGACGAUAUCUGUGUCAAAAUUCUGCGGGAAGACAAGAACUGUCCUGGCUCUACUCAGCUGGUGAAAUGGAUGUUAGGAUGCUAUGAUGCCUUGCAGAAGAAAUAUGUCUAUACCCAUCCAGAAGAUCCUCAGACAAUUACAGAAUGUUACCACUUCAAAUUCAAGUACACCCACAAUGGGCCACUCCUGGAUUUCGGCAGUAACAGUAAAAGGAAUGAUUCCACUAUCACCUGUGCAGACACCAAGAAAGCAAGUAUCCUCCUGAUUCGCAAAAUUUAUGUUCUGAUGCAAAACCUGAGUCCGUUACCAAAUGAUGUUUGCCUGACUAUGAAGCUGUUUUAUUAUGAUGAAGUUACGCCAUCUGAUUACCAACCGCCUGGUUUUAAAGAGGGUGAAUGUGAGGGAGUGAUAUUUGAGGGGGAGCCUAUGUAUCUGAAUGUGGGUGAAGUGCCAACGCCAUUUCAUAUGCUGAAAGUUAAAGUUACAACUGAAAAACAACGAAUGGAAAAUGUUGAUAAAAGCAUCCUAAAGAGCGGAGAGACUACUGUGCCACUCCAGAUGCUCAGAGUGGACAGAGAUGAAGAAGAGGAGAACCAGAACAUGAAUGAAGAUCCUGUUUCGGAUAAUAAAGUGGAAGAUAGAAAUAAUGUAAAUAUUUCAGAAGCUCAAGAGCCAAAUUUAACUUGCGAAGAAGAUGAAGUUAUGAAGGCUGGAGGGAACCAGAAUCUGUAUGUUUCUAAUCCUCAGGUUGAUCAUUUGGCAAGUAAGACAUCUGAACUUAAUGUGUCAGAGAGCAGGACAAGAAGUGGAAAGCUAUUUCAGGCCAGCACUGUCCAUCAGUUCGAGCUCUCAUCGAGUCAAGAUGUGCUGCCCAAAAGGAGGAAGAUCAGUGAGCCGAAGGAGCAGUUCUAGAUGCCUGUCUCCCUCCUGUUUGUUUAUGGAGUUCUCCACACCUCUUCUAGUUCGUUGUUUAAUGUGGUUGUUCAGACUUUGAUAACUUUUAGGGAUCUUUUCUGUUCUAUUUGUGAUCUAAAUGGGGAGUAUUUUAAGGAAAUAAGAUCUGUUAAGAGGCACAGCUGAAGAAAUCGGAACAAUGUUCUUGGAAGGCCUUACCCCAUCAGGGAAGACAGAAGGAUGUGAUGUGGGGGAUUUGCCUCCAUGCGGAUACCACGUGUAAAUCCCGGUGGCCAUCAUGUUGUGGUCACAGCCCACUACCCGGUUUCUCUCCUGCCAAAGCUGUGGAGCUCCCAGCCCAGCCUCCCCCUGAUGGCGUAUGGACCCCAGGGCUCUUUCCACAGCCUUGCCCAGGGUUGCCAGUUGCAGCAGGGUUAUAUUUUUCACAGUUCCUAUUGGGACAAUUACUGGGUGUUGAUGCUUUGGCACCUUCAUCCCUUCAAGUACAUACUUCAUGCCAAAAUGUGGGAGUUUCUGUACAGCUGUGAUGAGAUGUAAUUACAAAGGAAGUGUUCAAUGGUGGCAGGCAUCUACUGUAAUGGUGUGAGAUGAAGAAAUACUUAAAAUGAUUAACGGCAGUA
Calidris pugnax (ruff) is the source of this 2554-nucleotide messenger RNA. RefSeq names its product HORMA domain containing 1 (gene HORMAD1). The transcript has 12 exons. The record is from RefSeq and is a predicted model, not a curated record. NCBI's taxonomy places the organism in Eukaryota, Metazoa, Chordata, Aves, Charadriiformes, Scolopacidae. Bases 846 to 1931 code for a protein of 361 amino acids.